Messenger RNA from Gastrolobium bilobum, 1652 nucleotides. RefSeq lists its product as uncharacterized. Lineage: Eukaryota; Viridiplantae; Streptophyta; Magnoliopsida; Fabales; Fabaceae. The record is from RefSeq and is a predicted model, not a curated record.
UAACAAAAAUUUUAUUUUUUAAAUACAAAUCAGAUCAAAUUUAUAAUUUGUAGCCGUCGAUGUUUUUUACACAAAUGUUAUUUAUUUAAGUUAAAACCUUCCCAAGCCUAUUUACUCCCGUAUCUUCAAUGCUAAUAAUGCAUCGGUCUGAAAUUGAAGAAUUGAGAAAAGAGAUCGAUUUGAUGGCGUAAGGACUAAGAAGGAAGAGGACAUCACACACAUCCUUACCAAUUAAGCCAUGAAAGGCGUCUUUUCGGCGCCCGGUGAUUACAUCCACUUCAAGUCCCAAGUCCCUCUUCACAAAAUCCCAAUUGGCACUAAGCAGUGGCGAUAUUAUGAUUUCGGUCCAAAAGUUGUACCUCCACUUAUAUGUCUUCCUGGAAUAGCUGGAACAGCAGAUGUAUACUACAAACAGAUCAUGUCAUUAUCCAUGAAGGGUUAUCGUGUCAUAUCUGUUGAUAUACCUCGAGUAUGGCAUCAUACUGACUGGAUUCAAGCAUUUGAAAAGUUCUUGGAUGCUAUUGAUGUACACCAUAUACAUCUUUAUGGAACAUCACUUGGUGGCUUCCUAGCACAACUCUUUGCUCAGCAUCGUCCAAGACGAGUACGGUCAUUGGUUCUAUCAAAUUCAUUUUUGGAGACACGAAGUUUCUCUGCUGCAAUGCCAUGGGCACCCAUUGUUAGUUGGACUCCUUCUUUUUUGCUGAAGCGGUAUGUCUUAACAGGAAUUCGUGAUGGUCCUCAUGAACCAUUUAUUGCAGAUUCAGUGGACUUUGUUGUUUCUCAGGUGGAAACCCUCUCUAGAGAAGACUUGGCCUCCAGAUUGUCACUGACAACUGAUGAUGCUUCAGUGGGAUCCCUUCUUCUUUCAGAUUCAUUUAUCACUAUAAUGGAUACUAAUGACUACUGUGCAAUUCCUCAACAAGUAAAAGAUCAAUUAAGUGAAAGGUAUCCUGAGGCAAGACGCGCAUAUUUGAAAACAGGUGGAGAUUUUCCUUUUCUUUCCCGACCGGACGAAGUCAACUUACAUCUUCAGUUGCACCUUAGGCGGGUUGGUGUGGAAGCUCGGCCAGAUUUGGUUCCCAGUAUUCCUAAAGGUGAUCUUGGAGGAAGUCCAAGCAAAGAAAAUGAUGGAGAUGACUCUGACAAGUCACGUAAGGAUGACAAAAGAGACUCAGAAAAUCCAUCGGCUGAAAGUGAGAUACAUACUACCCCAGAAAGCUCAGAAUCCCAUAAUUUAGAAAACCAGCCACUUGAAAGUUCAGAAUGUUGUCACCUGGAUCAUGAAGUCACCUUAUAUGUCUUUCCUGUUGUAUUCACAAAGGAAAAGAACAUAGUGCCUCCAGAAACUCAUGUACAUUUCAUGACGGAAUAUAUUGUUCUUUUUUAUCUUCUUCGUUACAUCAGUUCACGGUACAUUAUCUGGAACUAUUCUUUGGAAUUUAGGCAAGUUGUGUAAGUUGGAAUCUUUUGGAUAUACUCUGUAUCAUGAGAAUUGAGUGCGUCAAAGAAAGUUGCUAAGCUCGAUCUUAUUGUGGACUGGAUUUCUGAGUUCCUUUGCCUUGUGAACUUGAGUUAUGUCCUUUGUAAGUUUUCCUUUGAAAUUCGAAGGUAGUAAAUAAAUUGUUAAACCAUCAAAUUUCAUAUUUCUU